Humulus lupulus (European hop) is the source of this 1613-nucleotide messenger RNA. RefSeq names its product magnesium-chelatase subunit ChlI, chloroplastic. Gene Ontology annotation, cellular component: chloroplast stroma. Gene Ontology annotation, molecular function: magnesium chelatase activity; ATP hydrolysis activity; ATP binding. The coding region runs from base 139 to 1410 and encodes 423 amino acids. The transcript has 3 exons. NCBI's taxonomy places the organism in Eukaryota, Viridiplantae, Streptophyta, Magnoliopsida, Rosales, Cannabaceae. Gene Ontology annotation, biological process: chlorophyll biosynthetic process. The record is from RefSeq and is a predicted model, not a curated record.
UCUUACUGUAAUCUAUCUUCUUAUCCUUAGGAUCGCAGCGUCGAGAGCCAAUAGAAAUCAAUGUCAACAAGCUGUUGAAGGUCAAGAAACCCACAGGCUCCACAGCUACUCCAUUCCACUCUAUCAAACCUUCUGAAAAUGGCAUCCGUACUUGGAACUUCAUCGUCAGCAAUCUUGGCUUCUCGCUUCCUAUCUUCUCCCUCCCCGAGGACCUCCAUUCCCUCUUUCUCCUUCAACCCAGGGCAGAGCUAUGUGAAACGAUUGUAUGGAGGAAUUGGGAUUCAUGGAAAGAAGGGAAGGUCUCAGUUCCAUGUGGCAGUUACCAAUGUUGCUACUGAAAUCAACACUGUGGAACAGGACCAGAAGCUUAAUGCUAAGAAUAGUCAGAGGCCGGUUUACCCGUUUGCAGCUAUAGUCGGACAAGAUGAGAUGAAACUUUGUCUUCUCCUAAAUGUGAUUGAUCCCAAGAUUGGGGGUGUCAUGAUCAUGGGUGAUAGAGGAACUGGAAAAUCCACAACUGUAAGGUCUUUGGUUGAUUUACUUCCCGAAAUUAAGGUAGUUUCUGGGGACCCUUACAACUCGGAUCCUGAAGAUCCAGAGUCUAUGGGUGUAGAAGUCAGAGAGAGUGUCUUGAAAGGGGACCAACUUUCUGUUGUCUUGACUAAAAUCAACAUGGUUGAUUUACCUUUGGGUGCUACAGAAGAUAGGGUCUGUGGGACAAUUGACAUUGAGAAAGCUCUAACUGAGGGUAUCAAAGCCUUUGAGCCUGGCCUUCUUGCAAAGGCCAACAGAGGAAUUCUAUAUGUAGAUGAAGUUAAUCUUUUGGAUGAUCACUUGGUUGAUGUUUUAUUGGAUUCUGCUGCUUCUGGUUGGAACACUGUGGAGAGAGAAGGUAUUUCAAUUUCACAUCCUGCUCGGUUUAUUUUGAUUGGCUCGGGCAAUCCAGAAGAAGGGGAGCUCAGGCCACAGCUGUUGGAUCGAUUUGGAAUGCAUGCACAAGUGGGUACUGUAAGGGAUGCAGAGCUCAGAGUGAAGAUUGUCGAGGAGAGAUCCCGGUUUGAUAAAAAUCCCAACGAAUUCCGCAAAUCAUAUGACGAUGAGCAAGAAAAGCUGCAAGAGCAGAUUACUGCAGCUAGAAGUACUCUGUCUUCGGUUCAGAUCGACCAUGAACUCAAGGUGAAGAUUUCAAAGGUUUGUUCAGAGCUGAAUGUUGAUGGAUUGAGAGGAGACAUUGUAACAAACAGGGCUGCAAAAGCUUUGGCUGCUUUGAAGGGAAGAGAUAAAGUGACAACAGAGGAUAUUGCUACUGUCAUCCCUAACUGCUUAAGACAUCGUCUUCGGAAGGACCCCUUGGAGUCAAUUGACUCAGGUUUACUUGUCAUUGAGAAAUUUUAUGAGGUUUUCAACUGAGGAAGGUCAAGGCCUUUCUCCUGUGGUUUUGUUUGAACAGAAUGAAGUUGUCAUUUACCUUGCAUUUUCUAGGACAUUAACGUUAUGCUUUUAGUACAAUUCAAGAGUGUGACAUAUACGCAGAAUCUUUAUGUAAUUUCUGAAUUCUUAUGGUCUAUAGAACUGAGAAAUUUGAAAAUCAAUUGAGCAACCAAUUUGCUGGC